Molecule: messenger RNA, 2532 nt
Organism: Adineta ricciae
Lineage: Eukaryota; Metazoa; Rotifera; Eurotatoria; Adinetida; Adinetidae
Source: the annotation of a GenBank genome assembly
AUGGACGAUGAAAAACCUAAUUUAAGGCCUACAAAACGCAAUAAUGCAAAUGGAAAAAGUGUUUAUUUGCAUUACAAUCCGAAUCAGCCAAAAACUACCUCGUACAUCCAAGCAACAUCGAGUGAUGCUAAGCAAGGAGUCAAUGUGCUCUAUUCGUUAGACAAACACCAACGAUGGGAAUUAUUGGAUGAUUCCUUGCAAGCAAGUGGUAAGGUAUCGAGUUCCUCAUCUGACAGUGAUCUAUCAGAAUCUGAUCUAACGAACUCUGAACGUCGAAAGAAGAAAAAGAAGUCCGUACGAAAACGUUCAAAUAAACAUCAAGGUGUUGAAGUAAAAUCUACGAGCAAAGAUUUAAAGACAAACUACGGAAAUAAUGAUGCUGAUGAUGAUGUUACCUAUGUAGCGGUAGUUCCAUCGCCACGAGAUAAAGUUUUAGCUAAUGUUCGAGGACACCCUGGUUAUAAAAGCAAACGGAUACUGACAGGUGUCAAAUUUGAUAAGCUAAGUCGAAGCGAAGGAGAACAGUCAGAAAAAGAAGACAACGAUGAAAACUUCUCAACCGAUGAUGGUGAACUGUAUUCCUACAUACCAAAACACAACAAACUCCAACUAAACGAUUUCUAUCCCGUCCAAUCCGCUGUGAAGAUUCUGAAAAGCAAAUCCAAACCGACUUGUUCCGAAGAUAAUGAUUCGCCAAAAGCAACUAGAAAAAUCUUCUAUCGGCAAUUGAGUAACAAACAAGCAGCUUCAGAGAAUCCAGUAUCAAAGUCACCUCGACUACGAGCAAGUUCAAAAGCUAACACUACGAAUAUCACAUCGUCAGUCUUCUGUUCAAUACAUCUUCUUCGAUUGGAUUUAACUCCUGAACAUCUAUCAAAAACGUACGGAAAGAAUUUUAUCGAUGCUCAAUGUUAUCCAAGGAAAUAUUUGAUUGACUUAACUGAGAGUCUGAAAACACUUCAGUUAGCCAAUGAUUUCGAACUAUUUCCUAUGGAUAGUGCACUAAACUGUUAUUUAGUGAUUGUUUUGAACGACAGCAACAACUUUGAUGAAAAUGUUUGCCAAGGACAAGUAACUGUCAAUAUGGAUUUGAAUCUUGAAACCGUUGAGAUUGAAAGUCUCUCGUCGUCAAUCGAAUCGGUCUACUCAGUUGAAGAUUUGAUUACUAACACGAUUGAAUUUAUUGUGAAAUUACCAAGUAGAAGAUUUAAACCGAAAGAAGUCGCAAUCAAUCAGCGAAAGGUGCUAAAAAAUGAAGAUGAAAGCGAAUUAAGUGAUAGUGAAUUCAUGAAUAAACAAAUUCGUCAAAUACAAAUCUUGGAUAAGAAGGCUUUAAGAGCGAAACUUGAGAAUACCGAACAAAAUAAUCAAGCUUCUUCAGAUGCAGAUCAUUCCAUACGACCAGAAAUAUGUACAACUUGCUAUUCAGACAUGAAUGAAUCAACUCCCAUGACUGCAUUGAAAUCCUGUGGCCAUUGGCUAUGUAAUCAAUGCUGGAAACAAUAUAUCGAAAGUUCUAUUGAAAAAGUUAAAAUUAUCUUAUGUCCCGAAUGGAACUGUUGUUCAAUGGUCGAUGUUGGUACCAUUCUAUCUUUGGUAAACGUUCGAUAUUUCAACAUUUACGAACGAAAUAUUGAAAAAUGUCUUGUAAAUUUAUCUCGUUCGUAUGUCAAAUGUCCCAAAAUUUCAUGCUCAAAUAUUGCACAGAUAAUCGGUAACCGUAUAGAUCAAGUCCGAUGUCCUUGUGGCCAUCAAUUUUGCCCUCUCUGUAAACAAGAGUUGCAUUUUCCAGCGACAUGUAUAGCGUAUUACGGGUAUAUUGAAGAAGCCAGAAAACAAGGUGAUCUCGGAUCAAGCCCCCCUACAAGUGUGUCAGUCAUUGGUCGAAAUUGUGUAUCAUGUCACACUUUUAUUGAAAAGAAUGGUGGUUGUAAUCACAUGACGUGCCGAUGCGGUGCUGAAUUCUGCUGGGUUUGCACAGGAUAUUGGGCUGAUCAUUAUAAAAAUGGCUCACUCACUUGUCCUAGGCAACCGGUUAAUCUUCAGAAGAAAGUGAUUGCUCGUGAACGCAAUUCAACUCGAAAGUUCUAUGUCUCAGCGAUUUUUCAUCGUCAUGAGCGUGCCUAUAAACAUCAAUCAAACCUCAUUGAAAACUGUAAACGAUUAAUUGGAACAAUUCCUAUCGAAAAACUACCCAAUCAAUUCGACAGUUCGUUGAUUAAAGUGCAAAUCGAUAAACGUGAAGCGCUUCUACAACACUGUUAUCAAAUGGCGAAAUAUAUCAAUUACUUGCAUCGUAUUUGUGAAUUUGCAGCUGUGGCUGCGGAUGGUUAUGCCAAUACUCCCAUUGAAUUUGUUAAUUGUUUACCCGUACUCGAAACCGUUACUUUUAACUUAUCGCAACUGUUAGAAGUCGGAAAAGGCUACACGACCAUCGAGAAAAUGGCCAAUCUUCGCCAAACAAGCGAACGAAUUAUCGAACGUCUUCGUCAUGCACGUCAAACAAAUACACAUGGAUAUGCGACAUCGUAG